GGCAUCCGCCGUUGGACCGGACAAAGACAAAUUUACAAGGACAUUUUGCAUGGGCGCUUGAGGUUAUAGAUCGAUCAUCAUCCGAUCGCAAUUUCAAGCGCACGGUCCAGGACCAUCCAUUAUAAAAGGGGAACUCCAGAAGGGGCUUGGGUUCCCUCUUGUUAUCACUGCUGGCCAGUUACACCGACCUUUUGCUUACCAUUGCUAAAAAAAGAAAAAUCUCGUCGUCUGUCAUCGGCUCCCUUUCCACUCCAAGUUGCUUGUAAUCCUACUCUUGUCCUACUCCGAUUUUACAUACUCAUCAUUGAUUAUUCACCGUUCCCGCAAUGCGUCUCAAUCCCACAUACCUUUUUCUCGGUCUUGUUUCUGCGGCGUUGUCGAUUUCCUCGACGUGCGCAGUCCCGCUGAAUGUCAGUCCAAGGGACGGUCUAGCUACGAGAGCUCCUGUUCAAGACACAGUUUCUGUCAAUGCUGGUCCAGCCGGCAGUUUAUCUACGAGAACACUCACCCAGGAUACUGAAUCUGUUGAUGCUGUGAUUAGUUUGGCUACCAGAGAAAAUCAUGGAGUCGAUGUUGUCUUCAGCUCCGCAGCUCUGCCUAGAAGUAAAGGCUACGUGCGCAACACAGAGCAAGUAAAAAGAGAAGUGAACAAAGUGGUGAAUGGAUAUUGGAAAAAGAUGGGGCUGUCAGGGGAAGUUAUAACCACCCUGAAGAAUUGUCCUCGAAACGAUUUAGUGGAUGACUUUAUAGUGUCUGGAUCAGGAGUGAAGGGGAAGUCCUUGUUUUUUCGACGGCUGUCGCCGACAUUAUGGGCGCAUGAGGCGACUAUCUGGGAAGUGUAGCUUCCCCAUUACAGGGCUGCGGAAGUGGGUUCAUGGAAGCCUUUGAACAGUCAAUAGCAGUCAAUGUAUAUCAUGUGCAAAUCCUU
Molecule: messenger RNA, 928 nt
Organism: Lentinula edodes (shiitake mushroom)
Lineage: Eukaryota; Fungi; Basidiomycota; Agaricomycetes; Agaricales; Omphalotaceae
Exons: 4
Coding region: 327-842 (171 amino acids)
Source: RefSeq, a predicted model, not a curated record